AUGAAUCGCUUGGAGAUGACCCUGGUUACAUCACUGAAAGUGGGAGCUCCGAAGAAGACAGAUGAGCGGAUCACACGCCCAUUCACAUUCGCCCAAAAGUUUGCCAAUUACUUCUCCGAGGCAGACAAUAUUCGACAUGUUACCUUGAACCAUAUCACAGACUUCCGGGAACCAUCAGAUGUGGUACAUUUUACCACCGAACUUCCCUUUUGGCUCAAGGGUUUCAAGUCGCUGAGGACUCUGACUGUAGAUAUUCCAGUGGUCCGCCAAAUCUUCGAUGCAGAUUUACAAGACAAGCUUCUAAAUGCUUUGAUUAGUAGGAUCAAUAAGAAGGUUGGAGUAACAGCUGACAUACAAACAUGGACCUGGAAAGCCCCUGCUGGCAGAACCAUGGACUGGUCGCAGGAUCUGGGCUGGGAAUGGACUUUCACAAGACUCCUAGGCAUUGAUGACGACGAAGGCGAGCACGAUGGAAUACUAGUGGAACGAGAGCUAGAUGCAGAGAAACGGUACCGCGGUUUCGAUAUCCCGUACUCAUCAGACGAUGAAGUGCGAUUAGGCGAGUCGUACAUAGUGAAGUCGGAAGAAGAAGAAGAAGAAGAAGAAGAAGAAGAGGAGGAGGAGGAGGAGGAGGAGGAGGAGGAAAAAGAGGGAAAAGAGGAGAGUGAGGUCGAAGAAGGCACACGUGAGAACAGCAGUGCGGCAGGCGAGGAGGACAAAGAUGCUGGUGUGCAACAGGCAAUUGAAGUGGCUGCAGAGGGAGGGAACGGAACUCAGGAAUAA
This is a messenger RNA of Mollisia scopiformis, 783 nucleotides long. RefSeq lists its product as uncharacterized. The coding region runs from base 1 to 783 and encodes 260 amino acids. Lineage: Eukaryota; Fungi; Ascomycota; Leotiomycetes; Helotiales; Mollisiaceae. The record is from RefSeq and is a predicted model, not a curated record. The transcript has 3 exons.